Messenger RNA from Thalassophryne amazonica, 4494 nucleotides. RefSeq names its product zinc finger, FYVE domain containing 9a (gene zfyve9a). Gene Ontology annotation, cellular component: early endosome membrane. Gene Ontology annotation, molecular function: metal ion binding. Gene Ontology annotation, biological process: endosomal transport. The transcript has 20 exons. Bases 412 to 4170 code for a protein of 1252 amino acids. The record is from RefSeq and is a predicted model, not a curated record. NCBI's taxonomy places the organism in Eukaryota, Metazoa, Chordata, Actinopteri, Batrachoidiformes, Batrachoididae.
AAGGUAUGCAUUUGUUUUGUCUGUCUUGGCGAUCCUGAUUCCCCCCAAAUAUUAAACCUUGGGGAAGAAGGAAUAGUGUCGCACAACUACGUCAGACUCUGGAUUGUACUUUUCUGGCGCCGUGUGAGUAGCUGUGACUAAAAAAAAAAAAAAAAAAAAAAAAAAAAAAAAAAAAAAAAAAAAAUUAGCUUUCAAAUGCGAUUAAUUGUUUAAUAAUGACGGACACCCACAGGCAGCUCUAACUGUACGUAACGAUGAGGAUUCCGCCGCCGGUGUGGGCUUUGAGUUCUUGCCAGACUGGGUGAAGUAAGAGCCGAGAGAAACCUGCUGAGAAUUACGCCACCUGGGACUGCUGAAGAGGACCUCUUUGCAGGUUCACACAUCCAUCAGCAGGGUGAGGCUUCCUGACCCAUGGAGAAUUACUUCCAAGCCGAGGCCUUCAACCUCGACAAAGUGCUGGAUGAGUUUGAGCAGAAUGAAGAUGAGACAGAUACUCCCAUUCUCUCAGAUGCUAAGUGGACUCAGAUCUUGGCCCCACCAACUCACCUGCUGUCACUGAAUCCCGCCCUGGCACACUCAGACUUGAGCCCCCAGGAGAGUCCGCUGCCCUUCAAAACCCUCCCCGACUCCUCCUCCAGUGUCUCCCUAGGGACUGACCCUAAAAGACAUGCUGGCCCUGAACCUCCGUCCUGGGUGGAAGAGAGGCCUGCAGAUGUCCACAGCCCACCCCUCCCCCAGCCCAACAUUGGCAAACUGGUGGGCACGGAUGAUCUUUCACCACCUUCUGUGACACCCUGUAGAACAGUGAAAAAUGGCUGCUCCUCUGACCCUGCUAGCCCACAACCUGAUGGACUCUGCAAGGACACCAGUUCUAAUCCAGAAAAGCAGCAGCAGGCUAACUCCCAUGAGGAGCAAAGAACCAUUUCAGCAGAGGUAACGGACUCUGUCAGUCAUACCCACUUUACCUUUGAACUAGGAUUUGGAAAUGAAGAAGCUCCAGCUGAGAAAAUUCUUCCAAAUUUGGAACCAGCAACACAGGACAGGAACAGUGUUACUGCAGAGUCUGUUACAGCCACUUUACAGGAUUUUGAUCAAGAAAGACUAGCUGGAAACUUCAAAGGUGAGCAAGAAGAAAAUCUGAAUGAUGGAAGGAGCAUUCAGGCAGGUUUUGAGGCAAAGGAGAAUGGAAUAUCUCCUGAUGCAGAGACAGUGGUGGAGAGGAAUAACCCAGGAGGACAGAUAGACCAGCUCUGCAGGUCAGUGGUGGAGAGGAGUGACCCAGGAGGACAGAUAGACCAGCUCUGCAGGUCAGUGGUGGAGAGGAGUGACCCAGGAGGACAGAUAGACCAGCUCUGCAGGUCUAUGGUGGAGAGGAAUAACCCAGGAGGACAGAUAGACCAAGUCUGCAGGUCAACAGGACUUUCUGAUAGUUUAGAGCAGGAGCGCAGCAGCCUUUCUAAACUUAAAGAGAGUGAGGAGAUAAAGAAGGAUGAGGAGCAGGUCAUUUCUCCCAGUUGCAUUCCCUCCAAGGAAGACUCUGUUACUGAAGAGAAAGAAAUGGAAGAGAGCAAACAGGAAAGCAGCGACGGGACAGCGGGAUCAAGUAGCAUUCAACCAAAACUAAAUAAUAAUCGCCUGCAGCCAGUCAGCGUGCCCUUUGGUGGGGCACGACCAAAGCAACUGGUCAACCUCAAGCUCCAGAUCCCACAGCCACUUUCUGACCAGGUACAAAAUCAUCUUGGCCCGUCCACCGUUAGCAAGAACAAAAACCUUGAGAACCAGAGUCGGAGAAGCACUACAUUUGAAAUAUCACACAGUGGGGCUGAUCAGACGGUGAUUCGGGUCAACGGGGAAAGUGUUGUGCACUCUCCUUCCUUGAACCCCACAGAGAGCCCAGAUAAUGAUGUCCAGGCAGGCCAGCAGGGCGCUUUAUGCAGGAAACCUUCCAGUUCUCUGGGAGAGGUUGCCCCUGUGUGGGUUCCUGACUCCCAGGCUCCCAUUUGUAUGAAAUGUGAAGCCAAGUUCACCUUCACCAAGAGGAGGCACCACUGUCGGGCCUGCGGCAAGGUUUUUUGUGCGACGUGCUGCAGUCUCAAGUGCAGGCUCGCAUACAUGGACAGGAAGGAGGCCCGUGUGUGUGUCACCUGUCAUUCUGCUCUAACAUCAGCUCAAUCGUGGGAGGCCCCAGUGACUGGAAGUAACCAGAGUCCGAACCCCAACAACCCAGCAGAGUAUUGCUCCACCAUCCCGCCGCUGCAGCAGGCACAGGCCUCUGGGGUGCUCAGUUCCCCACCUCCCACUGUCAUGGUGCCUGUUGGAGUCCUUAAGCCGUCUAACUCUGAGGGGUCCCUAACAAGAGAGCAGAGGAGGGUGUGGUUUGCCGAUGGGAUCCUACCGAAUGGAGACGCAACAGAAACACCAAAACCUCCGACCUCUGGACCUGCUCCCUCUCAGUCUUUGGCUAUAUCCACAUAUUCAAACAAAUCUUCUACUUCUGAAACUUUGGAGGCAGCACACACUCCUGUUGCCCCGGUGGGCAGCCCUGUGGGUAGCUCCCUCAGUCUCAUUCCGGAGGAUGGGCUUCCUCCCAUCCUCAUCUCCACUGGAGUCAAAGGAGGUACGGGAGGCCACAUCACAGACUAUGCUGUGGAAGAGAGGCCGUCUGAGGUUGUUCUCAUACAGCAGUUGGAAGAGGGAGGUCCAGAUCCUCUGGUGUUUGUGCUCAAUGCUAACCUGCUCGCUAUGGUCAAGUUGGUCAACUAUGUCAACAGGAAAUGUUGGUGUGUGACAACUAAGGGCAUGCACGCUGUUGGCCAGGCGGAGGUGGUCAUUCUGCUCCAGUGUCUGCCUGAUGAGAAAACCAUCCCUAAGGACAUCUUCACCCACUUUGUGCAGCUUUACCAAGAAGCCCUCAGUGGCAGUGUGUUGAGCCACCUGAGCCACUCCUUCUUCACACAGAGCUUCCUGGGCGGUAAGGAGCAUGGCGGCUUCCUGUACAUCAGCCCCUCCUUUCAGUCCCUACAGGAUCUGCUGCUGCCAAAUCCACCCUACCUGUUUGGGAUCCUGAUCCAAAAGUGGGAAACUCCAUGGGCCAAGGUCUUCCCCAUCCGCCUCAUGCUCCGGCUGGGGGCAGAGUACCGAUUUUAUCCGUGCCCGCUGUUCAGUGUGCGUUUCAGAAAACCCCUCUUCGGAGAGACUGGUCACACUAUCAUGAAUCUGCUUGCAGAUUUCCGUAACUACCAGUACAGUCUGCCAGUGGUUAAAGGUUUGGUUGUAGACAUGGAGGUGAGGAAGACCACCAUCAAGAUCCCCAGUAAUCGCUACAACGAGCUGAUGAAGGCCAUGAACAAAUCCAAUGAACAUGUGCUGGCCAUGGGGGCGUGUUUCAACGACCGGGCCGACUCUCACCUGGUGUGUGUUCAAAAUGAUGACGGGAACUACCAGACGCAGGCCAUCAGCAUCCAUCAGCAGCCACGCAAAGUUACCGGCGCAUGCUUCUUUGUGUUCAGCGGUGCUUUGAAAGUCUCAUCAGGCUACUUAGCAAAGACCAGCAUCGUGGAAGAUGGUGUAAUGGUGCAGAUCACAGCUGAGACGAUGGAUUCACUACGGCAAGCCUUGAGGGACAUGAAAGACUUCACCAUCACCUGUGGGAAAGCCGACCAAGAAGAGAACCAGGAGCUUGUCCAUGUGCAGUGGACGGAGGACGACCACAACUUCAACAAGGGUGUAAUCAGUCCAAUCGAUGGAAAGUCUAUGGAGUCUAUCACCAGCGUCAAGAUCUUCCACGGCUCAGAAUUCAAAGCAAAUGGCAAAGUCAUCCGUUGGACAGAGGUGUUCUUCCUCCAGAGUGAAGACCAGCCCAAUGGUCUGGGCGACCCGGCUGACCACAGCCGGCUCACAGAGAAUGUGGCGCGAGCUUUCUGUAUGGCGUUGUGCCCACACCUCAAACUGCUGAAGGAGGACGGCAUGGCUAAGCUAGGGCUGCGGGUCACUUUGGACUCUGAUCAGGUGGGCUACCUGGCAGGAAGUAACGGCCAGCCGCUGCUGCCUCAGUACCUGAGUGAUCUGGACAGUGCGCUGAUCCCAGUCAUCCACGGAGGGGCGUGCCAGCUGAGCGAGGGCCCGGUUGUCAUGGAACUAAUUUUCUACAUCUUGGAGAUUAUCUCGUAGACAGACACUAAGAGGCGGGAUGCCCCCUCCACUCUCGGGUUCAAGUUGACCUCUGCAAAGAUCAUAACGCUGCUCUCCUACAGCGCUUGGGUGUGGCUUUGUUACAUUUCUGGACCUGGAUAUUUUUCUCUCUCUCUCUCUCCUGGAUUUGCUGCAUGAAAGUGAAGGAUCCUGGGUAGUGAUCCUCAGCGUGAUUGACACAGACUGACUGACUCAGGUCUGACAUCAUUGCGUCUUUUUUUGUGUGUGUGUGUACCUACUCUGUCCAAACUCCACCCCUCCAUCACUGUGGCAACCAGGUGAACUGAAGCGCAGGCUUCUGGG